AUGUCGCAAUCACAAUCACAAAUUCCAAAAGUUGGUGAUAAAUUCCCAACAGUAGAAAGCUUUAAGGAAGCAGUACAACAAAGCGCCAAAGUAGCGGGUUUUGCCUUCAGUGUAUCAUCAUCAAAAGUGUCAGGUGGAGGAAAAGGCGGUCAUACUCCUUUUGUUGUUUUGCAAUGUGUAAUGGGAGAUAAGUACAGGAACAAUCAUCAAAUUACUGAAGAAACACAAAAAAGAAAGAAGUCCACAAAGCGUCAAAACUGUCCUGUCAGUCUACGUGCUGUCUUAAAUAAGGAUACUAAAGUUUGGGUGGUAACAACUUCCAAAAAUAAACACAACCAUGAGCUACUACUUCCAUCUCAAGUUCAUUGUUUUCCUCAGCACUGGUAUCUUACUACAGAACAAAAAAAAUUAGUCCAUAUUAUGCUUAAAAGUGGAGCUUCAACUCAAUCAAUCGCUGAUGCGAUACACUGGAAAAAUGGUAUGAUAUACACAAAAGAUAUAAUGAAUGAACGUGACCGAAUAAAAAAUGCUUUGAAUGAAGGCACAAAUUGUAAUACUACAAUGUGUCUUCUACAAAUGUUAGAAGAAUGUCAAUAUAUAGUUCGUCAUGUAUUAACAAAAGAUGGCUAUAUGCUAAACUUAUUUUUUACGCAUAAUGAAGCUGCACUAUUUGUCUCAGAUAGGGCCCUUGCACUUCGAAAAGCAGCAGACAGAGUUUUUCCAGAUGCAAAAAAAAUGGUUUGCAUUUGGCAUAUGCUCUUACAAAAUUUACGAACUACAUUGGCUUAUGCUGAAGAAAUGUGUGAAGUAGAAAAGGCAUUUAAUGAGGUUAAUAAAGCAGUAAUAAAAAGCAAAGAUCCUAAAUAUAUUCAAGAUUAUCUUGAAGAAUGGAAAAAAGAUGCGGAAUAUUGGAUGCAUGUUUUUACAAAAAAUUAUCCACACAUGGGAAUCCAAUCGACACAGAGAGCAGAAGGAAGCCAUGCCACUUUGAAAAAAGCAAUAGAAGCAGCCAGUUUGGAACAAGUGUUUUUACAUAUUGACCGUGCCUUCCGCCAGCGCCAACUACGAACAACUGGGCCCCUUGGUUUGAAUAUUGUCUUCGCUGAUCCAUUUAUAUGUAAUGAUCUGAGAUUUGAAUUACUACUUGGAAAAAUUUCCAAAUGGGCAAUUGAUAGAAUCAAAAAGGAAAUAUGUGAGAUUGGAGAAAAUAAAAAUUUAGAUAAAAAAUAUGAAAACCUAAAUAAUAGUGGGUCGAAGGCCACAUUAUUGCAUAAGAUUGAGGAACUAGCCACUGAAGAAAUUCCAGUCCCAAAGGCGCCAUUGCAUACUGUAUCUAAUAAGCAUCCAACAUCUACUAAAAGAGAUCCUCUUCUUAAUGGAGAUGGAAAUUGCGGAUACAGAGCAGUGGCCGUGUGUUUAAAAAGAAAUGAAAAUGAGUGGUCAGAGAUAAGAAAGGAAUUGCUAAAAGAAUUAAUUGAAAAAGAACAAUUUUACCGGAUGCUGUUUUUUGCCAAUGAUGAUUAUGAUGUGAUUAAAAAAGAGAUUACUUGGGAAAGUGGCCCUUGUACAUUCGAACACUGGAUGAAAAUGCCACAGAUGGGUCAUGUUAUAGCAAAUACUUAUCAACGGCCAUUAUACUUUUUCUCAUUACAAAUAAGCCUUACCUUUCUUCCAUAUCAUCACUCAUUAAACCGAAAUGAAGCUCUUGCAAUAGUUUUCAUUAACAAUAAUCAUUAUGUACCCAUAGUAUUAAGGGCUAGUGCACCUGUUCCACCAAUUGUUAAUCGGUGGACACAAUUUGCUACUUCAGCCGCAAUACACUGGAAACUAUUGAUCCAAGAUCGCAUUAUUCAAUUAAGCUCAACUAGUAAAACGGAUCUAGAAAAUAAAUAA
Dentiscutata erythropus is the source of this 1893-nucleotide messenger RNA. NCBI's taxonomy places the organism in Eukaryota, Fungi, Glomeromycota, Glomeromycetes, Diversisporales, Gigasporaceae. The record is from the annotation of a GenBank genome assembly.